Coturnix japonica (Japanese quail) is the source of this 643-nucleotide messenger RNA. The record is from RefSeq and is a predicted model, not a curated record. NCBI's taxonomy places the organism in Eukaryota, Metazoa, Chordata, Aves, Galliformes, Phasianidae.
GGGGGGCACAGACCCUAACCCCCCCCAUUCUAAAGGCAGUGAUGGAAUUCACUCGCCCCCCUGGAGCCCCCCCAAGAUGGAGGGGAGGAGCAGGAGCCCCCCCUCGAGAUGGUCCUACAUGAAGAGCUCAGUGACCCCCCAGCUGCCAUUGCGGACCCCAAAGAUGUCGCUGCUGCCAUUGGGAAAGCACGGAGUGCAGUGGGGGGGUGGGCCGCGCUCCCGGGGCGGCUCCGUGCUCGGGUGCUGAGGGGCGGAGCUUCGGAGCUGGGGGCGGAGCCAACAGCAGGAUGGGGGCGGAGCUACGGCGGUGGGCGGGGCGUGUGGAGAUGGGGGCAGGAGCCGUCAAGGAAGUGCCCUGGGGCGGGCCGUGGUGACCCGACUUCCGGUGGGGGUGGUGGGCGUGGCUUGGAGCGGGCCCCGCCCCCUGAGGCGGGUCCUGGAGCUCAUCCCACCAAUCCUGGCCCUGGGAAAUGGCGCCAUCUUGUUGGCUCCGCCCACCGGCCUUGGCCCGCCCACCAGCUACGGAAGGCAUUGCUGGCUGCAGGGCUGCCCGGGGGGUCUUUUCUGUGCUGCCGGGGGGGCUGAGGACCCCAUAGCGUUGCUGGAGCCCCAUUGCCUCGAUGCACUGUGGAUAUGGUGGGGG